CGUCGUUUCAUGCGACGAACGGCAAAAGCGAGCGUGCCAUGGAGCGGCGUGGUCGUUGGCAAAAGCGAGCCGGCGAAAGUGAGGAGAAGCCUGGUGACGACAGGCAUGCCUUCAGCCGAGAAGGCUCAGACUCGGAGGGCUUCUGGGACGAGCUCCCACCUGCGCCCGCUGCCGCUACAGUCGCCCCGGUGAUGCCGGUCGUGCGGCCGCUGGAGCCGGUCAUGGCCAGAGGCCCUAAGGUCACGCAGAAGCAACGGAAGUUACCUGCAGGACCAGAGCGACACGAACAGACGACCGAGGUGAAACCUGUGGACCGCCUGAAGGCUGCAGACCUGGAGCGUUGGGAUGCGGAACACCAGUCGGUGCCACGGUGCCCGGACGAGGUCACCUUCCAGCUGGAUCCAGGCUUGGAAGAGGAGAAGAAUGUCCUGGAGGCCAUCUAUGGCCCGGAGUUCGAAGCUCUGGGCCCCUCUGAGUGGAGGGUGGGCUUUCCUUCGCCUCCGGGCUCCGCCGUGCGACUUCUGUUGCCCGCGGGCUACCCAACUCUUGAGCCACCUGUGCCUAUUUUCGAUUACGAAGGGCUCCGCCACGCCAUGGCGGAGGCGAUCUGCGAG
Durusdinium trenchii is the source of this 614-nucleotide messenger RNA. NCBI's taxonomy places the organism in Eukaryota, Dinophyceae, Suessiales, Symbiodiniaceae. The record is from the annotation of a GenBank genome assembly.